AGUGGGUUCGUACGAGGAUAAGGAAUGGACUUCUCCAUCCGGACAUCCCACACUAAUACCAAAAACAUAGGUUUUCGUAUCAUACCUUUGUUAUGACGGAAAUAUAUAUUGACGCAAUCCAACACGAACAUCCCACUGAACAUCUGUGUUUUGUUGUCUUUCAACGUGUUUGUGCUAGCAACUUCCACAAUGAUGCGCCCAAAAUCCGUCAUCUGCCCUGUUCAGACAGGAUGGGUAAGAUCAAGUUGCCCACUGAACCCGCAUCUGCAUCGCACCUCUUUACAUAAAGGCCGGUCAAGCCAGUCAAUCUUCUACCCACGACGUGGAGCAUUUUCAACAUCGGCUACUUUGUCUCUUAAGCAGCAGUUUCCUCCUGCAACAUCCAAUCGGAUCAAAGACACAGCUAUUGUUUGGAAACACCCAAUCUACACAGAGGAAGAAAUUCAGGCGGUUACAGUGGCGCACCGUGAAACUAAAUGUCGUUCUGACAAGUUUGCCCUGGGGUUGGUACGCCUCCUUCGCUGGUGCACAGAUCGUGCUACUGGAUAUCGAAACCCUGAAGGAGACAAGAAGAUUGCCGACAACUUCGUCAUGACAGAGAAGAAAUGGCUUAUCCGAUUCAUUUUUCUGGAAUCGGUUGCCGGUGUCCCUGGUAUGGUGGGCGGCAUGCUUCGACAUUUGAAAAGUAUUAGGCAAAUGAAAAGAGACCAAGGAUGGAUUGAAUCGCUGAUUGAGGAAGCCUACAACGAGCGCAUGCAUCUUUUGACAUUCAUGAAGUUGGCCGACCCAGGAAUUUUCAUGCGCUUGAUGGUCUUGGCUGCUCAGGGUGUCUUCUUUAAUGCGUUCUUUGUUUCCUACCUAAUUUCACCACGUACCUGUCACCGGUUCGUUGGUUACUUAGAGGAAGAAGCUGUUAUUACCUACACCCAUGCAAUCCAUGAGCUCCAAGCCAGAAAGUUGCCAAGUUGGGACAACUUACCUGCGCCAGACCUUGCAGUCAAAUACUGGAAAAUGCCGGAGGGGAAACAGAAGAUGCUAGAUCUGUUACUCUAUGUUCGGGCAGAUGAAGCAAAACACCGUGAGGUAAACCACACAUUAGGUAAUUUGGACCAGCAGACGGAUCCAAAUCCGUACACAGCGCUGUAUCACGACGGCAAAGGUGCUAUCCCUUCGUCUUCACCUGAUGCACGAAAGCCCGUGGGAUGGGAACGAGAGGAAGUUAUUUAG
Molecule: messenger RNA, 1227 nt
Organism: Aspergillus calidoustus
Lineage: Eukaryota; Fungi; Ascomycota; Eurotiomycetes; Eurotiales; Aspergillaceae
Source: the annotation of a GenBank genome assembly